This is a messenger RNA of Salvia splendens (bonfire salvia), 1380 nucleotides long. RefSeq lists its product as uncharacterized. NCBI's taxonomy places the organism in Eukaryota, Viridiplantae, Streptophyta, Magnoliopsida, Lamiales, Lamiaceae. The transcript is spliced from 2 exons. Gene Ontology annotation, molecular function: zinc ion binding; nucleic acid binding. The record is from RefSeq and is a predicted model, not a curated record. The coding region runs from base 1 to 1380 and encodes 459 amino acids.
AUGGGCGGAAGAGGGAAUGGAAACAUGGGGCACCAUGGGUGGAAUGGUAGGCAUGGAAGAUAUAGAAACUAUGAGGAGGAGAUGGAGCCGCGGUAUGAUGAUCCCACCAAGUCUAUCAAGCACACAUUUCCCGAGUUCCACGGCAAGUUUAAUCCCGAGGCCUACUUGGAAUGGGAGUCACAAAUGAGCAAAAUUUUCUCACUCCAUAACUUUUCGGAAGGUGAUAAGGUGAAGGUGGCAAUAGCCGAGUUUCGUGGCAAUGCGGAUACAUGGUGGAAUGAUACGAUGAGGAGGAGAAGGAUGGUUAGGGGAGGGGAAGUGGGUUCGUGGGCGGAGUUGUGUGAGCUCAUGAGGACUACCUUUGUACCAAAGUCCUAUUUCCUCCGACUUCGAGGGGAGUUUCAAGAUUUGAAGCAAGGGACGAAGAGCGUAAUGGAGUACUACUAUGAACUCUUAUCAUUGAUGAGCAAGGUAGGGGUGGAGGAGCGAGAAGAGGCGACUCAAGAUCGAUUUAUCCAUGGCCUUAACAUCAACUUGAAGCACAAGGUGCAAGUGGAGGCAUUGAGGGGAAUUUCCUUAGAUGAGGUGAUUGGGUUUGCCGACACUUUUGAGAGGCAAAGUAAGGAGUUGGUUUCUAGCCGGGCUAAAUGGGCGUCUAGCCAAACCGGAGGGACGGGGACUAGCAAGUGGAGUGCUCCCGGCAAGAAGGUGGAAAACAUGGCCAAUCCAAACACGCAAGGGAGGCCGAUCGCGAAGGCUUUACCGGGUACUCAACCUAUUAAAGCUAUAGCCCCUAUGGAAGACAAGAAGGUUCAAUGUUUCAAGUGCAAGGGGUAUGGCCAUUAUGCACGCGAGUGCCCAAACCAACGGGUAAUGGUUAUCGGGCAAGAUGGUAGCGUGUAUAGUGAGGAAGAUGAAGAAGAUGGGGAGGGUGUGGGCACUAAAGAAGUGAGCCCGGACACCGACAUAGCUUUUUCUAGUGGCGAAGAAGAAGAUACACCCUUAAGGGCUAUGGUUGUACUCCGAAUGCUCAAUGUACAACCCAACCUUGAGGAGCAUAAGGAGCAAAGGUGCAACAUCUUUCAUAUGAAGUGGGACUCCGGAGAGUUGAGGGUGAAGGCUCAAUGUAAAGUUCCAUUGAAGAUUGGAGAAGUUGAGGAAGAAAUCCUAUGUGAUAUCAUUCCUAUGACGGCAUGUCAUGUUUUGCUAGGGAGGCCAUGGGAGUUUGAUAGAAGGGCCUACAAAAAUGGCUUCACGAAUGAGUAUUUCUACAUGCUCAACGGGUUGAAGGUUCGUUUGAAGCCAUUGCUACCUAGUGCCGUGUUUGAGGCUAGCCAACAUCUACAAAAGGAAAGAGAGAGAGAUAGGGAAAAAGGCUAG